Ostrea edulis (European flat oyster) is the source of this 2031-nucleotide messenger RNA. Its product is annotated as dolichyl-diphosphooligosaccharide--protein glycosyltransferase subunit 1-like. Gene Ontology annotation, cellular component: oligosaccharyltransferase complex; membrane. Lineage: Eukaryota; Metazoa; Mollusca; Bivalvia; Ostreida; Ostreidae. Bases 147 to 1955 code for a protein of 602 amino acids. The record is from RefSeq and is a predicted model, not a curated record. The transcript is spliced from 10 exons.
CAAAGUCUAAUAUAGAUACCGUGCUCUUUUUAGACACUUCUUUCGAAAGCGAGGCUAAUUGACAGCGUCUUCCGGUUGUAAAUAUCGGAGGGAAGCCGGUUUAUGGGGGUGUAGAAGUAAAUCUGUCGUAAUCAUUACUUACGAAGAUGAGGAUUGUAUUGCAUUUUACAGUUGCAUUGUGCAUUAUUUUUAGCAUUGAUUGCAAAGUGAGACAAGAUACGAUUGAUAAUGCUAUCGUUAAUAGCAAAGUGGAAAGGAAGAUCGAUGUCGCAACCCAUUUAGUCAAACUGACAACAACGAUUACGCUUGAAAAUACAGGAAAAAUGCCAGUGAAAUCAUUUUUAUAUGCAAUGGAACCAUCGCUUCAAAAUUACCUGUCAUUCAUCAGUGCAAAUGUUAAGGAUAAGGACGAGAAACUGGGAAUUUCUCAAUCAGUGGUUGCAUCCAAAAAAGAUGUCAGUUUUUGGCGGAUUGAACUUCCUUCCAAUUUGGAUAUAGGUAAAACAAUGACAAUAGAUGUGGAUUCAACAUACGCUCAUGCACUGACACCAUAUCCAGCAGAAAUUACACAGAGUCAGAAACAACAAGUACUAUAUAAUGGCAAUGUGUUCUUCUUCUCCCCAUAUAUCACCAAGUCUCAGACCACCACCGUCACAACCACCAACACUGCCAUCGAGUCCUACAGCAAGUCUCCCAAGCCAGUGGCUCAGAGUGACCGAACAGUCACCUAUGGGCCGUAUGAACAAAGAGAAGCAUUUUCUGAGGCUGAGUUGAGAGUUCAUUAUGAGAACAACUCACCUUUUCUGACUAUCACAAACCUGGAAAGAAUCAUAGAGGUUUCACACUGGGGAAAUAUUGCUGUGGAGGAGCAUAUCAGCAUGAGACAUACAGGAGCCCUACUGAAUGGACCAUUCUCAAGAUACGACUACCAAAGAUCCCAAGAUGGCUUGUCUUCAAUCAAGACAUUUAAGACUGUCCUUCCUGCAUCAGCCCGAGAUGUUUACUACAGAGAUGAAAUUGGAAAUAUAUCAACCAGUAAUCUUAAAGAACAGGAUGAUUUUGUGGAAUUGGAGCUGCGACCUAGAUUUCCUCUAUUUGGUGGCUGGAAGACCCAGUAUUACAUUGGUUACAAUGUUCCCAGCUAUCAGUAUCUUUUCAACAAAGGAGAUAAUUAUGCACUGAAGAUGAGAUUUGUGGAUCAUGUCUUUGAUGACAUGGUAGUGGAUCAGAUGACAGUAAAAAUCAUCCUCCCUGAGGGCUCCAAGAACAUGAGAUUUGAAGCCCCAUAUGAUGUACAACAAGGAGAAAAUCAGCUUCACUUUACUUAUCUAGACACCACAGGUCGUCCCGUCAUUGUUAUCCACAAGUCCAACCUUGCUGAGCAACACAUCCAGGACUUUCAGCUCCACUACACCUUCCAGAAGAUGUUGCUGCUACAGGAGCCGUUGUUGGUGGUAGGAGCUUUCUAUCUGCUCUUCCUGGCUGUCAUUGUGUAUGUCAGAUUGGACUUCUCCAUCACCAAGGAUGAGGCCAAGGAGAGCAAGAUGCGAGUGGCCAGUUUAGUGGAGGAGGUCCAGAGUGCACACGACCGCAGGAGUGCCCUCUAUCAAAGCUACGACGAUGCCAUCAACAAGUACAAGAGUACCAAAGAUACUAAUACAUUUGCAGCCACUCGAAAAAAAGUGGAUACAGAUUAUAAAUCUCUGACUCAACAGAUUGGUGACUUGCAGACCAAGUUGAAAAAUGAAGGCUCGGACCUGGCUGAAAAGGUUGGGGAACUACAGAGCAGUGAUAGACAAUAUAAGGAUCUUGUGGGUGUUGCCAUAACCUUAGCAGAGAAGUUAGUCAAUGGAAAGAUGAAUAAACAGCAGUACCUUGAUAAUGAGAAAUCUAAUACAGCAAAGAGAGAAGACCUGGAUAGCAAAAUGGAAGCUUUAAGAUCUAGCCUUGCCUAAGAGUUUUAUUUUUGAACAUGCAGUAGAUAAAUGUUGUCAUAUUGUGAAGUGGAAUAUCAAUAAAGUUCGAUCGGGA